AUCAUCAUUCCAUACUCUUUUUUCUUUUAAAAUUCCCCCACACAGUGACACACACCUCCCCUUUUCUUCACUGACAACGACAUCAAUCCUUAAAUAUUCCCCUCUUUUUCCAUUGCUAAACCUUUGAUUUCUCGAUGGUCGGAAGAUCCAAGAAAACUGGCCCUUUUUUAUUUUUCUAUCCAGUUAUAUUGCAAGUUUGUUUAUUUUUGGGUUUCAAGGCGGGGGAUUUCUCAUUUCUCUGUAGUUUAAUAAUGGCGGAUUUAACAUAGAUAUUGUCUGAUUGUAGGAGUACAGCUUUUGAUAGAUAUAAGUACGUUUAGCAUUUGUUAGCAGAUUGUGACAUCAUAGAGAUGGUGCAAACUCCGUUUACAUGGCGCUAUGGCGGUCGUCAAGUCUUCCUCUCCGCUUCCUUCAAUGGGUGGACUGAGAGGAUACCGCUGCUUUUAGUGGAAGGUUCGGAAACUAUUUUUCAGAAGAUUAUUGAUCUUCUGCCUGGAUGUUAUCAGUACAAAUUCUUGGUUGAUGGUACAUGGGAAGUUGAUCAGCAGCAGGUUUGUGCUACAGAUGAGUUCGGAACUACAAACAACGUAGUUGUCGUGAGUGCAACGAGCUUUGCAGGUUCGUCUUCAGGCGUUCCCCUCGAUGGAACAGUUGUGCCAUUAACCGAUGGUGAGAUGGAUAUUUCCCGUCAAGUUGUAUCCAUGCAUUUGUUGUCAUCUACAACGUAUGAGCUGAUACCAAUUUCAGGCAAGGUUAUUGCUUUGGAUGUUGAGGUGGAUGUGGAACAAGCCUUCCAUGUUAUGUAUGACUUGGGGUUGACAGUUGUGCCUCUAUGGGAUGAGAGCAGCGGUCAGUUAGCAGGAAUGUUAACUGCUUCAGAUUUUAUUUUGAUUUUGCUUCAGCUUCAUGGAGAUCAAGGAAUGUUUGCUAAUGAAGAGCUUCAAGCACGAACAGUUUCUUCAUGGAAAGGAUGGAAGCUUCAACAUCACCGAGAUUUGAUUAGGACUACUGUUCCCUUUCAAAGAAGGCCUUUGAUUCAUGCUGGUCCGGACGAAUCCUUAGCUGGACUGGCUUCAAGGAUUCUACACAAUAAUAUAUCUGCUGUUCCUAUUAUACAUUCAGUAAAUGGAAUGAGUCCUCGUUUACUACAUGUGGCGUGCCUUGCUGGGAUAUUAAGAAAUGUAUGCAACCAUUUACGGCACCAUCUCGGACAUCUAACUCUCCUACAGCAACCAGUUGGCUACCUUCCCGUAGGCGCUUGGGCUGCUGAAGUUAGACAAACAUUUAGUCGCCCUUUGAUGGCGCUACACCCCAACGACACCCUUAGUUCUGCUCUUGCUUUAUUACUACAAGCUCAAAUAAGCUCAAUACCAAUAGUUGAUGAUGGGGGCAACUUUCUAAAUAUGUACUCUAAGAGUGAUAUUACCUCAUUGGCAAGGGACAACAUUUACACACGCGUUCAACUAGACCAGAUCACAGUAUCUCAAGCACUAGAACUCACCGGUGAAAGAGGCCCAACUCGGUACAAGACAUGCACUAGGUUCGACUCCUUGUACCGCGUAAUGGAACUUCUCUCUGAGCCAGACGUGCGCCGGGUAGUCGUGGUCGAGGCCUCCAGCCGCCGUGUUGAAGGUAUAAUCACAUUGAGAGACGUUUUUAACCUCUUGUCUAUUUGAAUCUGCCGUUCAAUUUUUCAUGAAAACAUUCAACCUGAUUACCAGAAUGUAUGCCCAUCAACUGUAAAUAAGAGAAUUUCAGUGAAGUUCCUUUCUCCUUUCCA
This is a messenger RNA of Salvia miltiorrhiza (redroot sage), 1780 nucleotides long. RefSeq names its product sucrose nonfermenting 4-like protein. The coding region runs from base 351 to 1676 and encodes 441 amino acids. NCBI's taxonomy places the organism in Eukaryota, Viridiplantae, Streptophyta, Magnoliopsida, Lamiales, Lamiaceae. The record is from RefSeq and is a predicted model, not a curated record. The transcript has 13 exons.